AUGGCCUCCAAAGCUGCCUCCCCUAUGGCAGCAUCUCCAGGUGCUGCUCAGGUCGAUGUGAAACCGACAAUCACCAGACAGCCGUCGCUAUGUAUGAAACCCGCUCAGACUCCGCCCGCUUGUUCUCCACCUGCUACCGCCAGCUCGGCACCACUAUCUCUCACAACGAAAGAAUGGGUCGUGCCACCGCGACCGAAGCCGGGUCGGAAGCCCGCAACGGAUACACCUCCUACCAAACGGAAAGCGCAGAACAGAGCAGCCCAAAGAGCAUUCCGAGAGCGACGCGCCGCCCGAGUGGGUGAACUGGAAGAGACACUGAAACAAAUCGAAGAGGAAAAUGAACAUGAGCAAGAAGUCCUAAGAACAACAGUGGACAAGCUGCGGAAGGAACUUGAACAAUGCCGCACAGAUCUGACACUCUGGAUUGAUCGAUGCCGGAAACUGGAAAGUGAAUCGGCUGCUUUCAAAAAGCCAACUUCCACCUCGAAACCCACAACAUCCACACAGGACAAGUCUGAUCCCGCCGCCAGCGACACCUCUAUUGGCUGCGGGAACUGCACCUUGGAGACCCGCUGCCAAUGCAUAGACGAUGCGUUCGCAGCAAUGUCUGGUAACAGUGCCUCAGUGCACCAGCACGAAAAACGCCCGCAUUCGCCCUCGCACACCUCAGUCACAGAUAAACGAAUCAAGCUCGAACCCAGAGAGUGUCUAGAAAUUGAUUUCACAGGCAUCUAUACCUCUUCCAAAUCUCCAGCAACAGCUGCUGGAAGAGAGGAAAUCAAUUCCCCAACUUCUGCGGUAGCGGAUCCCUGUGGCUUCUGCUCGGAUGGAACACCUUGUAUCUGUGCGGAAGUCGCCGCCGAGCAGGAGCAACAACAGGCCCAGAGCAAUGCCACCGCGGUAAGUAGUAUCAGUCGAGCCGCCGCGCGACAACUCGAUCAGUUUACGCCACCUCCCUCGGAGGGUGAUGUUUCUAUGCCCGUUUCGGUCACGGCAGCAGAAGGAACGUCUGGAUGUGGUGCAUCAGGACCAGGGACGUGCGCGCAGUGCCGUGCCGAUCCCAACAGCACACUCUUCUGCAAGUCGCUCGCUGCGUCACGGGCUCAAUCCACGGCCACACCUUCGGGAUGCUGCGGUGCACAAACACCGGGUAGUUCGUGUUGCCGAGCCACCUCGACCAGCGUGGUCUCUCUGCGCGGCUCGACCCGUACAACACGGUCCCGUGCCGCCGCCGUGACCCUCCCUUUACCUCAGGCCGUGCAACAUGCGCCGUCGGGUGUGACCCUGACAUGUGCCGACGCAUACACGACCCUCUCCCGCCAUCCCGCUUACGAGCGUGCAGCGGGAGAGAUAGGCGAGUGGCUGCCCAAAUUACACGCCACGGAGCCGGGCACAAACGUCGAAGGACGACCUGCGUUAGAGAUUGACGCGGCCAAUGUCAUGGCUGUAUUGCGGGACUUUGAUCGGCGGUUUGGGAAGAGUUGUUGA
Messenger RNA from Cladophialophora carrionii CBS 160.54, 1488 nucleotides. RefSeq lists its product as uncharacterized. Gene Ontology annotation, molecular function: transcription cis-regulatory region binding; DNA-binding transcription activator activity, RNA polymerase II-specific. Lineage: Eukaryota; Fungi; Ascomycota; Eurotiomycetes; Chaetothyriales; Herpotrichiellaceae. The record is from RefSeq and is a predicted model, not a curated record. The transcript has a single exon. Bases 1 to 1488 code for a protein of 495 amino acids. Gene Ontology annotation, cellular component: nucleus; RNA polymerase II transcription regulator complex.